Messenger RNA from Oncorhynchus kisutch (coho salmon), 2917 nucleotides. Its product is annotated as ADP-ribosylation factor-like protein 8A. Gene Ontology annotation, cellular component: lysosomal membrane. The transcript is spliced from 7 exons. NCBI's taxonomy places the organism in Eukaryota, Metazoa, Chordata, Actinopteri, Salmoniformes, Salmonidae. The record is from RefSeq and is a predicted model, not a curated record. Bases 522 to 1088 code for a protein of 188 amino acids. Gene Ontology annotation, molecular function: GTP binding; GTPase activity. Gene Ontology annotation, biological process: anterograde axonal transport; protein transport.
UGAAACCCCACCCAAUGAGGAAGAACAACCCUUUUCCACUAGUUACCACAGCCACAAAGUCAAAAUGGUAUUUUUCGAAAAAAUUAAUGAAACCAAAAAUGUGCUUUUUGGUGUUAAUUUUAGUUUAGGCAUACGGUUAGCAUGUGGUUAAGGUUAUGGUUAAGGUUAGGCUUAAAAUAACACGUUAAGAACAUAAAUUGUAUAAAUGGGCAGGGUUUACAACUUUGUGGCUGUAGUAACCAGUGACGACCCUUGUCAGGCAGGAAAAGACAAACAGGGAGGAAGGAGGUGUAGUAAACAAGGCAGAUACCUACAACUUACUUAAAAAAUAGCAGUGCCAAUACUUGCGCACAAAACAGUUUGUUUGGUGAAUAUUCACGAUAGGCACGUUAUUCCACCGUUAGUAAUACAUCCUGUACCCUGUGUUGUCACUGUAAGCUAGAUAGUUAGCUAGACAAACUUGUCGCUAGCAGGCUAACAGGCUCCAGUUCCAGUAGCAGUGCCAUCACAACGCGCCCAGGAUGAUCGCAUUGAUCAACAAGCUCCUUGACUGGUUCAAAGCACUGUUUUGGAAGGAAGAGAUGGAGUUAACAUUGGUGGGACUCCAGUAUUCGGGAAAGACAACUUUCGUUAACGUGAUCGCGUCGGGUCAGUUCAGCGAAGACAUGAUUCCCACAGUGGGCUUCAACAUGAGGAAGAUCACCAAGGGAAAUGUCACCAUCAAGCUGUGGGAUAUCGGCGGUCAGCCUCGAUUCAGGAGCAUGUGGGAGCGAUACUGCAGAGGAGUCAGUGCCAUUGUGUACAUGGUUGAUGCAGCUGACCCAGAGAAGACUGAGGCGUCUAAAAAUGAACUACACAACUUAUUGGACAAGCCCCAGCUCCAGGGUAUUCCUGUUCUUGUCUUGGGGAAUAAGAGGGAUCUUCCUGGGGCGCUUGAUGAGAAGGAGCUGAUUGAGAGAAUGAACCUCUCGGCCAUCCAAGACAGAGAGAUCUGCUGUUACUCCAUCUCCUGCAAGGAGAAGGACAACAUCGAUAUCACGCUACAGUGGCUGAUCCAGCACUCCAGAACCAAGCGGAGCACUUCAUGAGAACCUCAUCUCAAUACACAGGCCUUCACCUGUCCCAAUUACCCUGCCCUCUGUCCUCCCCAGCCUGUCCAUACUCCUUUUUCUUUGGAUGACCCUCUCUUGCCAAUUACCCCCCCCCCACGCCUGAUUCCACUCUCCUGAAGGGAGCCUGGAAACCUUUUCUUUGCAGUGUUCAUUUUCUUUUUGUAAUAUAACACUUCUUGUGACCUAUGACCUCUGAUGGACAAAGUGGUACUUGGCGUCCCUGAUGUUCAUAUGUCAUACUUCACCAUCUCUGUUGAUAUCGAGGUUUAUAUUCAACUGAUCCAGAGACAGGGCAGAGUACUGUACAGUACAUAACCUCUGUUCCCAAUAGGUAGAGAAGACUGGAGUCUGAACACUGCAUCACUUAGCAGCUUCAAAGUCAACUUUACCACACUGAUAUCACAUUUCAAACAGUAUUUAUGUCUUAGACCAGUGGUUCCCAACCUUUCUCUGUUAAUGUGCCAUCAACUAAAUUUUUCUCUGCCCAGAGUACCCCUGAAGUACCCCAUGUAUAUUUUACCAGAAAGCCUAUGUUUUCAUGGAUCUUCAAGUACCCCCUGUGGGUAGGCCAGGCACCCCCUGUGGGUAGGCCAGGCACCCCCUGUGGGUAGGCCAGGCACCCCCUGUGGGUAGGCCAGGUACCCCCUGUGGGUAGUGUCCCUGGUUGGGAACCACUGUCUUUGACCAUAGUCCUAUUACUUCCCAACGACAGUGGUACUGUGUGUAAUGAUACUCUAUGUACUGUUUUGAAGAGGGAGUGUUACAACAUUUGAUUGAAAUACUUGUGCAAACUCCCAAGUCUCUCCAUUUCUCUUUUCUUUAUAAGGCUAAUGGGAGGUGUUGUUAAAGAUGUCCUUGAUGUAAUCUCUAUUGUGAUUAUAUAUACAUUUGCAUUAUGUCAUCUUCUCUGUCUGUUGCUUGUCCUGACACACGUUUGGUAGUUUAGAAACAGCAGGAAGAUUUUCUUACAACUAAGCAACAUGGACCAUUUUAAUUUGCAUUAGCCAUGUCAAUGGGCAAGCAAUAUCUGCAACACCUGGUUUACAAACAAAAUAUCAAUGUUUAGAUUUAUGCAUCCUUCUUUUCCCAUUUCCUGUCAUUGAUUUAUAUCAUUAUGCAAUAGCUCCUUUCCACCCAGUAAUGCCCAGCUACUAUUUGACCAGUUUUCAUGUCAUUACAGGAGCAUGAAUAACCCAUUUAGAAAUUGAACAUCUGUGAUGAAGUCCCCCAGAUAAAUUGAGAUUAUACAGGUGUCAGCCAAUAUAAUCUAGGUGUUGGAAAUGUCAUAUUAACUAACGAUGAAGGAUUCUGUCUAAUUUUUUAUUUAACUUCCAUGUCUAUGAUAUAUUACCUCCGACAUGGCCAACGUAACCAUUGACAACCGCAACAACAUCUCUGCUUUUUUGUUUGCAUGCUGGGGCAUAAGUAUUUGUGGAAUCUUUGAGAAUUAACUUUUUUUUAUUUUUAUGGCAAAUAUAGUAAAUACUAUAUCUGCUUUAAAACCUGUUUGUACAUUUAUUGUUAUUAAGUUGAUGAUUGUGUUUUUAAUAGGAUAUGCUUAUGUAUGAUAACUAAAAACAUUGGUGAAAACCACUUUAUACAUGGUCUGCAGAAUUCAUGUGAUUGUUGCCACACAGUGCUCACAGUGGCUGUAGAUUGUUAAUGAUGGUUGGUGCUUUUCAUGUGGUGUCAUGUGUAUGUUUUGUCUGGCUGUUUUCAUGUAUAUGAAAGAAUCAAUGUGGGAGAAGACGUAGUGUUUUGGUUGUUCUCUAAUUAAAGGAUCCAUGCCACGGCACUCGUCACAA